This is a messenger RNA of Phaedon cochleariae (mustard beetle), 1036 nucleotides long. Lineage: Eukaryota; Metazoa; Arthropoda; Insecta; Coleoptera; Chrysomelidae. The record is from the annotation of a GenBank genome assembly.
AAGAUAAUGAACAAAAGACUAUCUUGCAUAUAUAGGUUGUUGAUUCGGUGAGAUGAACGUCGAUGAACAAAACGAAUAUUUCACAAGCAAAUCCAGAGUUGGAAAUUACUUGGCAGAGAUCUCGGGCAAGGAAAAUAUCAUAGAAGAAAUUGAAAAUACUAUAUGCUCAUGGAGCUUUACAUCGGACAUUGAUCUACAAGCAAUCAACGUUGAUAUUGGUGAUGUUAUCAAAGCAGUAAGAGAAAAAUUCUUCGGAAACAAUGAUGAUUUGGGUAUUUACGAAGGUAUCCACCGUGUUGUCCACAAUUUCGUCUGGGAAAAUGUGAUGCCACUGGUACACGCUCAUUUCAAUGAAGAAGAUUCAGAAUACCAUAGAAUCAGUAAAUACUUUUGUAGUAUGAGAACUAAACCUGGACAGAUGUUGCAUAAUUUCAGCUCAGUGCCGUUCACAGCAGCUGUAGUGGAGCUGUCUAUGUUGGACUCCUACAAGAGUCCUUCAGAAAAAUUGAAUUGUUUGUGUACAACAUAUGAUCUGCUGUUUGCCGAAGUGAAAUCUGCAUUAGUGACCUUGAUAUCGGAAUAUUCAGAUAGAGAACUCGAAAUACCCAUGAUCAAUAAUGAGGAAGUGGUUCCAAUUUUGAUGGAUGUUCUCAUCAAAUCGAAGCUACUCCAUCCAUGUAGUAACCUAUUUUAUAUGAAGCUAUUUGGAGCCAAAAUUUUGCAACAAGACCAACAAAAAAGAUCGAUCUUGAGAAGUUUUGAAACCGUCAUCAAUGAAAUGCGAAACUUGCGAAAAAAUGAGUCGAUGAAUGGGAGUGCAGAUCAUGAUAUGGGAGGAGAUCUUCUGCAUAUGAAUAACGAUAUUGAUUUUUGUCAAAUUAUGACAAUAUCGCUCGCUGAAGAUGAGUCUCAACCACAAAAAAACGCCACUUUGACUGCAGAACAGAAAAGAAGGCUAGUUUCUUUGGUCAUGUUAUCGACAUCGGAAAACGACUAUGUAACAACAAAUGUUCCAAAAAUAUUCAUGAAAUAAACG